UGCAACCGUUAAAAAGUUUCAAUAAUAUUUUAUUAUUCGGUCUUGUUAGAAACGUCGAAUGUGUUGGUUUGUUUAAAUUUGUUUACGUGUGUCGCCGUGCUUUUUAUCCAUCAUUUACACUGGUUACUGAUAGAUUUUAUUUGUCAGAAAUCAGAAUUAUAAAUCUAGUGACAGACGUGGUUGUAGUGUUGUUGGAAACGCUGUUUCGACGUUGGAAGUCAGAAAACGAUGACGAACAAUCGGUAAUAAAACUUUGACAAAAAUAAGCGUUUUGCGAGAAUGGUGAUUCUACCUUCUACAACUGACUACGUCGUUUACUUCCGAUGUCAGGUGAAACCAAGCAUUGUGAAAUGCAUAAAGCUUGAUGUACCCCCCGUUGCUACACUACAGUUGAGAUAAAACGGUGAUCCGAUAAUCGGAAAUAGACCUCGAUAAGGCGUUACAGGAGUCGCACGCUCGCGCGUGUGCGUGCGUACGUGUGUUGUUCGGGACGAAGAGUGAUUUUUUUUUUCGUGACUUCUGUGGCGGUGGCGACAGGAGCAACAGGAGGACCACUACCGGCACGCCGGUUUAGGUACCGCCGAAUAAGAAGAAUAUUAUUAACCCGCGCGGCGGCGUCGUCAAGAGACCGAACGUGAUUCGCGAUCGCCGAUGGGCUGGCGGGGUGGAAAUGGGCGGCCAGGAAACGGCGGCUGCUCGACGACAAGUCGCCGCGGACCCGAUGCACGCGCUCCGCAUUCUUUAAUUCGGCUCCGGGCCAAACACACCGCUGCCGCCGUCAUUGCCGCCGCCGCCGCCGCCUCGCAACACGUUAUCACGUCGCCGCCGGUUCACUGUCACACGCGUAUCCGCCGCCGUAACAAUAACAACAAUAUUGUUGAUAAUAUUUUGUAAUAUUAUUGCACCACAACAUACAAACACGUGGGCGCCUGUCGACCAACCGUCCCGGAGACUCGCACCCGUUUUACGAGUAACCAACUUGUCCCGCAGAGAUGGCGUUUGAAACGAAUGAAACAGGCGUGAGUUGCAGUGAAAACAAACGUUGAAAUAAAUUAUCGUCAAGAAUUUCAAUCCAAAAUGUUUAACAGAAAUUUGAUUUUUGUUGCGUUGGUUUUUUUGUACGGCAAUCUAGAAGUAAAUUGUCAAAUGCAUGAACCAGACGAAAUAAUGCCUGAAUUUUAUGCGCCACUGGAAAAUUGGACGGUGACCCAAGGCCGAGACAUAUACUUUACGUGCACGGUGAACAAUUUGGGAAAGUACAAGGUGGCUUGGAUCAAAUCGGAUUCUAAAGCGAUUCUGGCCAUCCACACGAAUUUGAUUGCUCACAAUCACAGACUGACCGUUACUCACAAUGGACACAAUACUUGGAAAUUACACGUGUUUAAUGUUCAAAAAAACGAUACUGGAAGUUACAUGUGCCAAAUAAAUACGCAACCGAUGAUUUUACAGACCGGGUACUUGGACGUGCGGAUCCCACCAAAUAUAUUGGAUGAGGCAGACAUCGAAGGCCCGGGUAGCGCGGCCAUGGAAGGUGGUACCAUAAGGUUGCGGUGCCGGUCCACCGGGAAACCAGAACCAAAAGUUCAUUGGAAACGCAAGGACAACCGUCACAUCGUCAUUCGAUCCGACGGGGCUAGAGAAAAACAAGAGUCGGCCACUGUUAAGGGCGACACGUUGGAGCUUAGCAACGUGCACCGGACCGACAUGGGCAAGUAUCUGUGCAUAGCCAAGAACAACGUGCCGCCAACUGUCAGCAAAGAAUUCAACGUUCAAAUACACUUUCAUCCGAUGAUCAAGGUGACCAAUCAACUAGUGGCCGCGCCGACCGGAAGCAACGUACACAUUCAGUGUUAUGUUGAAACCUCGCCGAAAGCCAUGCACAGCUGGGUCAAAGUAGACGGUGGUGAUCUCAUGCCCAACACCAAGUACAAAAUGUCGGAGACUCCCAUAAACGAAUAUUCAUUGCAAAUGGACCUGACCAUAACAAACCUUGAACCCAAAGACUUUGGUAGCUAUCUGUGUAUAGCUAAAAACGCUUUGGGUAUAGCCGAAGGAUCCAUAAGGCUUCAAGAACUGCGUUUGCCUAGUGCCCCAACCACUCCAGAACCGCCAGAACUGGAACCGGAAAAAGAUGGUAACGGAGAGUCAGCAGAUGAAGAUGAAGAGAACUUGGUGCCUGUGGAGGGUGAAGCUACAUCCAACGGUGACAAUCGAUCGUCGGACGACCAACAAAGACAACAGGAACAACAAAAGCAACUAUCAGUAUCCACAAAAAAACCUCUUCAGACUGUUCAUGGAGUUAGAAAUGGAGAUGGUGGAGGUGGCAACGUCCGUCAUGACAACAAACAAAGACAUGGCUCUGUCAAGGGUUCCAGUUCCGGAUAUCCCGCUCGUUGGCUGUUAGUGCUGACCGCCAUCGUCAUAGUCAUACUGUUUCGGUCGCCGACAGUAUCUCGGUGGUGACGACUCUGCUAAUGAGGAGACUGUUGUAGAACGCUUAUCCAGUCAGUGUCCUCGACACUUAAUAAUUUUUGAUCUAAGACAAUAAUCGGUUAAUUUUUUUUAAACAAUAUUUUCUUAUUUUUCACCCAUGGACCGUUGUAAUCGCAUAAUGUUUUUUCAAAAUAAA
Molecule: messenger RNA, 2629 nt
Organism: Melanaphis sacchari
Lineage: Eukaryota; Metazoa; Arthropoda; Insecta; Hemiptera; Aphididae
Product: lachesin-like
Exons: 11
Coding region: 1078-2463 (461 amino acids)
Cellular component (GO): neuron projection
Source: RefSeq, a predicted model, not a curated record